CGGCCAUGACGAAACAGGUUUUCGCGAAUUUCGAGUGAACCGUGGAAUUCGUGGCAGAUUUAACUUGGAUAUCAAACUAUUUACCAAACUGGGCGGAUCCUCUUGCGAGGAUGGAGGAGGAGUACGACUUCCAGUCCAACUUUGUCGGGAAGAGGCUGUCCACCGAGACUAGGCUCGACGUUUCCGCCAGCGAUGCGUCCAUUCCUGAAGCAGAAAUUAAUAAAACGGGUCCGAAGGAUUCGACCGUGGGCCUGGACAUGGUGUCCUCGUUGUCGGAGGUUCUCACGGGGAUGAUCUCGAAAGAGAAAAAUCGCUCCUCCGAGGAGUCGACCAGCGAACAAACUUCGGAAACGGUUGCCGAAGAAGAGGACGAAGGCAGCCACUGCUGGCUGCACUUCGAUCACGACGCGACCUUAGAUGUUACUUGCGAAAAUCUGUCGUACUACAAUUCUACGAAGGCGGAGAAGGACAGCGACAGCGAUCUAGACGACACCUUGAUCUUCGACGAUGUCGAGGAAGGCGAGACCACUUGCCAGGACGAGAACCAAAGCUGCUGCGAGAGUCCCUGCUACGAGAAAUUCGUCGACGAUGUCUGUGAGAGUUCCUGUUACGAGAAAUUCGUCGACGAUGUCUGCGAGCCGACCGGGGGAUCUCUUGCUCUCAAAGUCUCCUUACUGGAGAUCAAGGACAGUGAUCCAACGGACGAGAUUAAACAUCUUGUGGAUCUGGAAGAGAAUGCAGAAGCGAGCAGUCACGAUUCUGGUGUGGAAAAUGAAGAGGAAGACUGUUGCGCAUCCGAUACAGAGGACGUAUUGAAAGACUCUGAGGAGCAGAAGCAAGACAGCGAAAGAAUUUCCGAAGGCCAGACGAAUCGUAGCUCUUCUAGCGACACCGACGACGAUAUCAAGAAACUGAUAUCUUCGUUCUCGAAUGUAACCGUGUCCUCUUACGUAGAAUUCAUGGAGAGUAUCAGAGAUCCCGAGCUUGAAGCGAAGCUGCUCGAUUACCCGGCACUUCUGGAUCCAACGAGAGACGCCAGUGACCCAGAAAUUGAGUAUCUUCCUCCAAAAUCUGAAGAUCUUUCUACAGAAUCUGAAACUCUUCCACCAAUAUCUGAAAACCUUCCUCCAAAAUCCGAAGAUCUUCCUCCAAAAUCCGAAGCGCUUCCUCCAAAACCUGAAGUUCUUCUCCCAGAAAUAGAAAAUUGCGAUUUCAACGAGAGAGAAGUAGGAGGAGGAGACGUCUGUUCUACAGACGACUAUUUAGAGAAACUGGCACAGAUCACGGUGUCCAGUUGUCCGAAAACAGAGGAGGAUGUGCAGCAGACGCUGAAGAGAAUCGCCGAAGGUAAAGCGGUGAUCGAGAACAGGAAGAACGAGGCUCUGAAAGACCUGUCGAUCGAGUUCAACGAGGUUGAGAAGCUCGUCGCGGAGCAGAGAGCUUUCGAGGAGAAGAAUCCGUCUUCCGUUGAAGUGUCCAGCGAGUCCGACGAAAGUUUAAUCGAAGUGGACAGGACAGAGGACCUAGAGAUGCCUCUGACGAAGGACGAAGUGGCGGAGAACUUCAAGAUCAAGAAUAUACUGAAGGAUCUGGUCGAAGAGGAGCAGCAUCGGAACGAACUGCUCCAGGAGUGUCUCCAGAUCGUCUCCACGACGAAGAGCACCGAGACACUCGAGGAACAGGCUGAAGACGAAGCGGAGGUCAAGCCCGAAGUAAAUAUCGAAGAGGAGAAGAACGAAGUCGAGAGAAUUUUUGUGGAGAUUGCUCAAGAAAACGAAACUCGCGAUGGUUUAGAAGACGAUGCGAAGAAGGCUGGUGAUGGAAGGGAAGCAGAGAAGGUAGUUAGCAACAUUGUCGAGGACAUAAUCGCUGACACAGAGGACUCUCUUUUUUGGAGACUGUCCAAGGAACCGGAGAGAACGUACAUCAAAGGAAAGGUGUACGAUUUCGAUGAGAAGAAACAUGGCGCCAGGAUGACCGAGGCGUUUCUGUUGAAACACUGCAAACUGAACAAUCUUUAUCAGACCCCGUAUUUGAACGAUGUGCUGUAUCUGCAUUACAAAGGUUUCUCCUUCAUCGAGAAUCUGGAGAAGUACGUGGGCCUGAAAUGUUUGUGGCUGGAGAACAACGGGAUCCGGGAGAUCGCGAACCUGGAGAAUCAGAGCGAGCUGCGGUGCCUGUACCUUCAGAACAAUCUGAUUAACAAGAUCGAGAAUCUGGAGUACCAGACUCGGCUGGACACUCUGAACCUCUCUCACAACGCUAUACGGAGGAUCGAGAAUCUCGGUGAUCUGAGUCGGCCGCGAGUGUCUCGGUAUCCCCGGGGGGUGACCUUGACCUUGACGGCCGCUUCUUGUUUGCUUGCAGAUAGCCUGAAGUUCCUGAAUAGUCUGAACCUGUCGCACAACUACCUGCAACAGACUGCCGACAUCGAGCAUCUCCGCUUGCUCGAGAGGCUCUCCGUGCUGGAUAUUUCUCACAACAGGAUCGACACCGAAGACGUCGUUAACAUUUUAGGUGACAUGAAGGAGCUGAGGGUGGUGUCGCUGAUAGGCAAUCCAGUGCUGAAGACGAUAAGACUCUACCGAAAGACAAUGAUCCUGAAGUGCAAGAAUCUGAACUAUCUGGACGACAGACCGGUGUUCGAACGGGACCGUGCCUGCGCAGAAGCUUGGAUGCGCGGCGGUCCCGAGGAAGAGGAGGCAGAGAGGAGGCGUUGGAUCCAGGCGGAGCAGAAGAAAAUCAACGAUAGCGUGCAAGCCCUGAUAAACAAAAGGAACCUGUACAAACCGGUCGGGAGGUCCGAAAAGGAGGCGGAGGAUAAGAAGAAGACGAAGGAGGACGAAGAAGUAGCCAAGCUUGUGUGCACGAGCAACCAACUGCUCCACCUGGAGAAGAAGAACGAGUCGGCCGUCUCAUCCUCCUCCGGCUCGUCCGCGUCCUCGUCAUCGGACGAAGAGGUGGAGAACGAACAGGAGGACGAUCGGACGGGGCAAAAAGGAGCCGAGAAAACUGACGGAAGGAGGCCAAUGGCGGAGGAAGAAAGGAAAGCCACCGGCGCGAACCAAGAGCUUUUGUUGUCCUGGAAAACGCAGGAGAACUCGAACGAGCCUCGGACACCUGCGAAAUUGAUAGAAGAGAUAACAGAGAGCGGGGAAUACGUGGCAGGCGACGCGGAACGGAAGAGGCUGGCCAAGCAAAUUUUGGACGGCCGAAGAAGCCUGGACGAUCCGCCUGGCGGUCAUGCUCUGGGAAGAGAACUGGCCCAUUACGAGAAACUUGUCCUGGAGACGAGCAACGAGACCGAAAUUACGGCUGGGUCUUGCGCGAGCGAGCAGAAGAACGAUAGUAAAUUACAUACCCAAUCCGAGCACGAUCUCGGCGACAAGAAGCAAUUCGUCGCAGCGCACGAAACUUUUCGGACGACAGGAGAAGGGAAACUGUUAUCGAGCAGCAGCGUUUCCUGCGGCACGGAGGACCGCGCGGACAAUGAAGCACAGAGGGAAACCAGCGUUACCGCAGACAAUGCGAGCCCUUACAAAGAUAUUUCGGACGAUUACCGAAGAAAAGGCGAUCGACACCCAUUGACCAGUCGGCUGACCAGCAUACGGGAGGACAUGAAAGAGUUCUGCGCCGGCAUGGACAAGUUCAUCGAAGACAAUAAAAUCGUGUUCGAGAACGGCGAUGUCAAAGGAUUCUGGGGCGAGGAGGAGACUCGGCAGCAGGCUGCGAUCGACAGGAUCGAGGAUCGACAGGAAGAAGAGAAGCCAUCCACGGUCAAACGGGACGAUGAGUUCAGAUGGUGGAGCACGAAGGAGAGGAAGCUGAAGAUUACGGAGAUUAUGAGAAAAAGGGAAGAAGCGAGGGGAGCCAGGGAAAAGGAGCAACAGGAGCUAUCGAGCGUCCGAAAAAUUGACAUCGUUAAUAACCCGCCAGAAAAAGAUCCAAAAGACCCGGUGAAACAGGAGGCUGAGGUGAAGAAGGAGGGAGUCUACGAUCUGCUGAACCUAAAGGAGUGUCCCAAGAUUCUCUUGCAGAACGUUAAAACUUAUCCCGACGAUGAAUGCGAGGAUGUGUCAGCAGAGCCGAGCGUGUCGGAGAGCAAAGACCUCGAUUCGUUGUUCAGCGAGUUGGAAUUGAAAAAUCAGAGAAUUGUUAAACGCGGCUUGAAGUCGCGCAGCUUCCACGAGCUCUUGACCAUAGAGGAAACUGAAGAAGCUAUCGAGGAAACGGCUAAGGAGAGCGGUCUGAUCAGACGAGUCUCUUCCACCGCGAUCCCUUCAGACUUCACCAAGUUGGAUAACUAUCGGGGAUUGAUGAAAAAGGAGCCCGUGAAAAUUGAGAUCACGGAUGCGACGUCCGGAGAUCCCAGAUCGACGAACGAGGAUGACGAAUCGGACAACGAGUCGGUGAAGACUGUGAUCGAUCUUUUCGACGGGACCACGAAUUCCGAUCCGAAACAGGAAAUCGUAAACGAACCGGUGAAAGCAUCGGAGAAAAAUGCGUCCGAGAGAUUCUCCGAGGACUCGGAAGCAGCAGAGGAGCAAAAUUGUAUCAAAGAAAACUCGGAUGUAUCGGUGAAUUGCUCGAGUAGCAGCCAGGCGUCGAAAACUAGGAAAAGGAUGCACGAUUGCGAAUGUCUGAACAUGACCAGCAAGAAGUCGCACUUGAUCGAGAAGGCCGGGUCUGAAAGGAUUUCUGGGAGCCGGAAAAGCGGUGGCGAAGUUGCCGAGAGGUGCAAGAGACACGCGAUGAAGGAGGCCAAGAAAUUCUUGCAGAAGGAGUCGCCUUUGAUCGAGAAGUGCAUAGAGAGUUUGAUCAACGACAGGAAGAAAUGCAGCUGGACGUUCAGGAAUUGCGAGGAUUUCUUCGCUUGCACCGCCGAGAAUUUGUCUUCGUCGAGGUCUUCCUGUUCGAGAGAUUCGAAGGAGUCCGCGAUGAAGGAUCGACCCCGAGAAGCGAUCGCAAACGCAUGUGAUAUCCGAUCGAUGGCCCAGCUGAUAGAUCAAUCGGAAGGCACGAGGACGCUCGACGAAUCCCUGAAAAGUGGGGCGGACUUCUAUCGAGAGUUCUGCGAGCACUUGGAUCGGCAGAACGAAAAGAGGAAGCUGCUGAUCGAGCCUGAUUUCAUGAAGAGUCCCGCGAUAGAUCACGAUGAAAAGAAAGGCGACGUUCUAUCGUCAAGGGAGACCGAACAAGCGAGCAUGACACAAACAAAGCCAUUGAUCGUGGUGCUCUCGGAGACCUCGGCGAACGAGGACCAGAUCGAAGAAUCUCAAGAUCAAGUUGAAGACUCCGAAAAGAUGGAUCCUGCGUUGAGGGAAAGAAUACUGAAAAACAUAAGCACGCCCAAGAGCGCGGAGGAGACCGAAUUGAGGAAGAAGGCAGCAGAGAAGCUGAUGAAGGUUUCUAGGCAAGCUAUGGCUGCUGGGAAGUCGUUUAUGAAGGAGCCAUCCAAAACCGACAGGCAAGUCGAGGGGAGCAGGCAGUUCUUCAAAGAGCUGCUGAAAGAGGACGCUGAUCGGGAGACGAAGGAAGCAGGCUCUGAAAAUGAAAGGAGCGUGGAAGAUGAGAGAAAAGAAGCUUCGCAGAAUGAUGGGAAGAAAGCAACGGUCUUGAUCGAAGAGAUUAAUGAACAGAACGGAGUCACAGGUAAAGAGAGUAACGGGAAAAUGAGAAAAAGUCUGGAAAUGCAGAUCAUUCAGGAAAAGUGAACUCUCGCUCAGUUCGUUGAGUUAAACGAACGAGGUCUUACCGAUCCCAGCGAGUCGGUCUAAUGAUUCAUGUGGACGAACGUAGGUUGUGUAAGGUAAAAACUCAUCGAGCUCUGUAUUACUUCUUGUUGUAUUGAAAUAAAGAAUAUAUAAUGCGUUGUUCUCUCGUCUUUCGAACGAAGCUACAAGCGAAACGAAA
This is a messenger RNA of Megalopta genalis, 5913 nucleotides long. Lineage: Eukaryota; Metazoa; Arthropoda; Insecta; Hymenoptera; Halictidae. The record is from RefSeq and is a predicted model, not a curated record.